Ipomoea triloba (trilobed morning glory) is the source of this 1851-nucleotide messenger RNA. Its product is annotated as trihelix transcription factor ASIL1-like. Bases 496 to 1620 code for a protein of 374 amino acids. The record is from RefSeq and is a predicted model, not a curated record. Gene Ontology annotation, molecular function: transcription cis-regulatory region binding. Gene Ontology annotation, cellular component: nucleus. Lineage: Eukaryota; Viridiplantae; Streptophyta; Magnoliopsida; Solanales; Convolvulaceae. The transcript has 2 exons.
UAAGAAAUGCAAACGGGGUCACGGCGCUCAUUACUAUAGAAUUUUUUUUCUUAGCCUUACCCAAAAUUCUCACUUUCCCAUCUCUUUUUCAUCAAAUUCUUGGGCUUGUGGAGCUCCAUUUUGCCCAAAGUUUUCAGCUUUCAGGUUGUUAACAAGAUUCCCUGCUUUGCUUUUUGAGGUAUGGGGAGAGAAUAUUAAUUUGGAGUUAAAACACUUUUUUUUAGGAUACUUAUUUCAUCUAGAGCCUAAAAAUAGAAAGCUGGAAUCAAAGGUGUGGACUUGUGGUUUGUAUCCAAGAUAGAAAUAAGAAAUCUGUCAUCUAACAGGAAAAAUAGUGCAUUCCCUUUGGGGAUUUGUUGUGCUAUUUGAGGACUGGGUGUUUAGGGCAAUGAAUUUUGCAAAGGAAAUUAGAAAUUAGGGAUUAGGAUUUAGGAAUUAGGAAUUAGGAUAUCCUAUUGAAAGAGUGUUUUGGAUUGAUUGAGUUGUUGUGAGUGAAUGGAUGACACUGAGGAUGAUGCUAGGUAUCCUCCGAACACUUGUAGGGCGAGCGAUGAUUACGGUUCAUCUGAUAAUCAGAAGCGCCCCGCGUGGAGUGGCCCGGACCCUAGACAUGUAGGCGAUCAGUAUGGCGAGGAUGAGCAGGACGACGAGGAUUCUGAUGAUGAAGCGGAGUAUGAUGAUAAUAUGGGAAAUGGGGUUCAGCCGAUUGUUAAGGAUGAGGAUAGUGACAGUGAUGACGAGGAUGACUAUGAUACCGACUCUGGUGAUACACAGAAGAAUCAGAAGAAGAGGAAGCUGAAGAGCUUGUUAUCUAGUUACGAGUUUGUGCCCCGAGCACCAGCUGCCGCUGCUGGAGUUGCGCCGCCAAAGCCAUCAGUUGGUGGGCGGAAUCCACUUGCGGACUGGUCCGAGCACGAGACGUUCAUUUUGCUGGACGCUUGGGGCGAUAGGUUUCUUAAACAAGGGAGGAAAAGCCUGCGGUCGGAGGAGUGGCAAGAAGUCGCAAAAAAGGUGUCACAAGAGUCCAAAAUCAAGCGGACGGAUACGCAAUGUAGGAACCGUUUAGAUACCCUAAAGAAGAAAUACAAAAAGGAAAAGAUGAAGUUAGCGGAGACUAGAAGCGUGACAGGUAGGUGGGUAUACUUUAGAAAGAUGGAUUUGUUAUUGUCGUCAAACCUGUCGUCAAACCAGCAGCAACAAGGCCUUUCUUGUGGGGUGGACUCGGGAGAAUAUGUCUUCACAAACCCCAAAUCUCAUCUAAGCCGAGCUAAUGAAUUGGAUGAGAUGAGGGAUAGCCCAGGGAUCUCGGUAUCUGCUGACGCAGAGGACAAUUCAGAGGGUCUUCCUCCGAAAAGAACGAAAAAGGGAAAAACGGGAGCUGAUGGAUCUUCCUUCAAAUUACUGGCGGACUCUAUUCAUAAAUUUAGCGAGAUAUACGAGAAGAUUGAGGACAGCAAGAGGCAACAAAUGCUGGAAUUGGAGAAAAUGAGGAUGGACUUCCACCGAGAAUUGGAAGCACAAAAGCGGCAGAUUCUGGAGAGAGCCAAGGCCGAAAUUGCUAAAAUCCGGCAAGGUGAUUACGAAGAGAACAACGGUUCUGCUGAGAACGCUAGUGGUUGAUGUAUCUGAACUCCGAUAUUGUUUGAAAUGUAGUAUGUAGGCUGCUAGCCAUUACUGUAUCAUACAUGAGAAUUGGGAUGCAAUUGCUUGCAUUUGCUGCUCGGACUACUCCUCAGAGGGCAAUGUAAAAUUAACAUGUUGUAAGAAUUAAUUGCAGUGUUACCUAAAAUAGCAUGAGUAGUAAUACAAAUUAAUGUUGUAAGAGUUAUAUUUGUGCUAAAUUUCUUGAUU